This is a messenger RNA of Adineta steineri, 2238 nucleotides long. Lineage: Eukaryota; Metazoa; Rotifera; Eurotatoria; Adinetida; Adinetidae. The record is from the annotation of a GenBank genome assembly.
AUGGCUAUUGAAUCUGAAAAACAACUGUCAUCAGUAGAUUCAACAAUUGUUCGUAUUGUUGAUGAUAUAAAAAAAAGUGAUAGUGACUCAUGGAAUUAUCGUGGAUUAGAACUUUCAAAUGAGAUGCUUGUUGUAUUGAUAAGUCAUCCAAAUAUUGACAAAGCAGCUGCUGCACUUGAUGUUUCAGUCGGUAAUUUAGCUGAUUCAAGAGAUGUUCCUGGUAUUGCUCAUUUUCUUGAACAUAUGCUUUUUAUGGGUAGUUCGAAAUAUCCAGGUGAAAAUGAAUAUUCAAAACUAAUAGAAGGAAAUGGUGGCUAUUCCAAUGCACGUACUAGUGAUGAUCAUACAAAUUAUUAUUUUAAUAUUAAUCCAAGUUUAUUACCCGAAGCACUAGAUGUUUUUGCACAAUUUUUUAUUUCACCACUUUUUUCUGCAUCAUCUAUCGAUCGAGAAAUAGAAGCAGUUAAUUCUGAAUACGAAGGAUAUUUAUCUAAAGAUGGAUGGCGUGUUUCACAACUAGAAAAAUCGACAUCAGAUCCACAACAUCCCUAUUCAGGAUUUGUAAUUGGUAAUAGUGAAUCAUUAAGAACAACACCUAGACAACGUGGCAUUGAUAUUCGACAAGUACUUUUGGAUUUUCAUAAAGCUGAAUAUUCAUCAAAUCGAAUGAGUUUAGCUGUACUUGGCAAUCAAUCACUCGAUGAACUUCAAUCACUUGUCAUGAAAAGUUUUAAUGAUGUUCCAAAUAAAAAAUUAAAACCAGCUAAAUAUCCUUCGGAUCCAUAUGGUGAAAGUAAACGAAAAACAAUUUGUUAUGUUGUUCCUGUUAAAUCAACUGAUUAUUUAACAAUAAAGUGGGUUAUACCUGAUCAUAAAGAUUUAUAUUAUUGUAAUCCUGUAUCAUACCUUUCACACUUGAUUGGACAUGAAGGUGAUGGUUCAUUAUUGUCAUAUUUAAAAAAGUUGGGCCUUGCUAAUAAACCGGUAGCUAGAGAAUAUUGUUCAUUUAGUUUUAAUUUUUUCACUAUCAGUUUAGUAUUAACAAUCAAAGGAUUACGUCGAUGGGAAGAAGUUAUUUAUAUUAUUUAUCAAUAUAUGGCUAUGUUAAGAAAAGAAGGACCAAACGAAUGGAUUUUUAAUGAAUGCAAAAAUUUAGAAGCAAUGUAUUUUCAAUUUCGUGAAAAAGAACCAGCAAAUGAUUUUGUCUCAAAUUUAGCGAGUCGAAUGAGGAAUUAUCCAUUAACUGGAUGUCUUUCUGGAGAUUAUGAAAUGCGUGAAUUUCGUCCAGAUUUAAUAAUUGAAGAACUUAAUGAAUAUUUAAUUCCAAGUAAAAUGCGAGUAUUUCUUCAAAGUAAAAAAUUUACUUCGAUUGCAACAGAAAAAGAAAAAUGGUUUGGUACACAAUAUAAACAAGAAUAUUUACCUGAAGAACUUAUUAAACGUUGUGAAACAUGUGAACUUAUUCCUGAACUUCAUUUACCAAUACCAAAUAAAUUUAUUCCAACUGAUUUUCAUUUAUUUUCAAAAGAACAACAUUCCGCACGACCACAAUUACCAAUAAAAAUAAAAGAAAAUGAAUUUUGUCGACUUUUUUAUGGUGAAGAUACAUUUUAUAGAUUACCUAAAGCAUAUCUUUAUUUUGAAUUACGAAAUUCGUUAGGAUGUGCAGAUCCAUUACAUUCUAGUAUGAAUGCACUUUAUGUUGGAUUAGUUAAAGAUUCUUUAACUGAGAUUGUUUAUCCAGCCCAACUUGGUGGAUUACAUUAUGAAUUAUCUUCUUUAGAUUAUGGUAUACAGUUAACUGUAUAUGGAUUUAAUCAUAAAAUUAAACAAUUACUUGAAACGAUUAUUGAUUGUAUGGUUAAUAUUAAAGUUGAUCCUCAACGAUUUGAAAUAUUAAAAGAAAAACUUAAAGCAUCGUUAAAAUCUUUUCCUGAGCGUGAUCCUUGGGAAAUGGCACAUUAUGGUCUUAAAUAUUUAACAGCUGAACAUCAAUGGAAUUAUGGUGAAUUACUUAGUUGUAUUGAUAAUAUCACAGUACAUAAUCUAGAUUCAUUUAUAACACAGAUGUUAACUCGUUUUUUUACGGAUUCAUUAAUGUAUGGAAAUUUAACAGAAGAUCAUGCACUUGAAUAUAUGAAUUUAUUUGUACAAAAAUUUCAAGAAAAACGUUUUCAUCAACCACUUUUUCCUAGUAUGUGGUUUAACGAACGUGAAUUAACACUACCAGAAGGUUAG